AUGGCCUACAACUGCUGCUCUGGAAACUUCUCCUCCCGCUCCCUUAGGAGCUGCCUGCCCUCCUCAGGAUACUGCCGUGGUUCUUCCUACCCUAGCAACCUGGUCUACACCUCUACCAGCUGCUCUCCCAGCACCUGCCAGUUGAGCUCCACUCUGCACAGUGGCUGCCAGGAGACCUUCAUUGAGCCCACCAGUUGUUCUCCCAGCAUUUGCCAGCUGAACUCCUCUCUGAACAAUGGCUUCCAGGAGACCUGCAUUGAGCCCAUCAGCUGCCAGAGGUCCUGCGUGGUGUCCAGCCACUGCCAGAAGCCCUGCUACUACCCCAGGAGCUCCACACCCUGCAGUCCCUGCCAGGGUACAUAUGCUGGCUCUCUGGGCUUUGGGUCCAGCAGCUGCAGUUCCCUGGGCUAUGGAUCUAGAAGCUGCUACUCAGUGGGAUGUGGAAACCGUGGCUUCAGAUCCCUGAAUUGUGGAGUCUAUGGCUUCCCUUCCCUGCGUUAUGGGUCUAAAUUCUACUACCCAGUGUAUGCGGCUUCCACAAGAUUUCAACCUUCUUGUUAUAGAUCAAUCUGUGGUACUGGCUUCUAG
Molecule: messenger RNA, 588 nt
Organism: Grammomys surdaster
Lineage: Eukaryota; Metazoa; Chordata; Mammalia; Rodentia; Muridae
Product: keratin-associated protein 13-1-like
Exons: 1
Coding region: 1-588 (195 amino acids)
Source: RefSeq, a predicted model, not a curated record